AUGACACCAUCUCUGGCAAUUGCUUCUUCGACUUCAACCAUGUUAUUAUAUCCCAAACUAGGAACAUGCUCAAUGUCUCUAUCCAUUUGUACCCCGACUUCACAUUCAAAAAUUCAACAUUUUCAUCUCUAUUCACUGGGUAAAAGGGGUCAGUGUAAGGGUAAGGUUAUUUAUGCAUCUCUCUUUGGGGUUGAAGCACCUGAAGCUUUGGUAAUUGGGGUUGUGGCUUUGUUGGUUUUUGGUCCUAAAGGUGUUGCUGGGGUUGCUCAAAAUCUGGGAAAAACAUUGCGUGAACUUCAACCAACCAUUAGAGAAAUCCAGGAUGUUUCAAGGGAAUUUAAGAGUACACUAGAACGAGAGAUUGGUAUUGAUGACUUUUCAAACCCAUUACAAAGCACAUACUCUUCCAAUGUAUGCAACACCAUGUCGACUCCACCAGCCACUGAAAUUACCAAUAGUUCUCAGACUGUUGUUGACCCUAACGGGAAGCUAGAUAAAAGUAAAGCAUACAGUUCUGAGGAGUAUCUUAAGAUUACAGAGGAGCACCUAAACUAA
Molecule: messenger RNA, 555 nt
Organism: Lathyrus sativus (Indian pea)
Lineage: Eukaryota; Viridiplantae; Streptophyta; Magnoliopsida; Fabales; Fabaceae
Source: the annotation of a GenBank genome assembly